Molecule: messenger RNA, 1542 nt
Organism: Colletotrichum higginsianum IMI 349063
Lineage: Eukaryota; Fungi; Ascomycota; Sordariomycetes; Glomerellales; Glomerellaceae
Product: NDT80/PhoG like DNA-binding protein
Exons: 3
Coding region: 1-1542 (513 amino acids)
Biological process (GO): meiotic cell cycle; positive regulation of transcription by RNA polymerase II
Cellular component (GO): nuclear chromosome
Molecular function (GO): DNA binding; DNA-binding transcription factor activity
Source: RefSeq, a predicted model, not a curated record
AUGGCCGCGUUCCACUCAAUGUCAUCCGGCGCGACGUCCGGCGAUGGCAUGACUCUGAACAGCGCCGUGGUGGACGGUAUAGAUGCUUCCCUGUUCGAUGACUCUCUGUUAGAUCCUGUAAACGGCACAUUUCCCACCAUGUCGUUCACGCCGACCUACGACUUCCAAGACUUCUCCGCCACGGGCUUCGAAGACCCUUUCGCAUACUCGAAUCGUCAGUACGAAGUCCAACUCGCUCCCGAGGAGUUCAGCCAAGAUUCCACCACACAAGAGCUAGACAGCAAACUCUUAGGCUUUUCGGCGCCCUUACUAAAGGCUACAGUCGUCGACGGGACCGGCCAGCAUGUGGAAGCCAACAUGUCGGCCGAGCUGUACGGCAUGUUCUUCGUGGCCGAGGACGUCUUUGGCGCUGAGAACAGCGGCAGGCCGCUCGAGCUGACAUGCUAUCGGAGGAAUCUGUGGCAGUGCUCCGGUCAAAUUACGCUGCCGCGGCACAUCACGCACAUUGUAGACGAACAGGGCCGGCAAAUCCCCAUAUUCGAGCUGGCGGCUUCGAUAACGGCGGUCGAGUCCAUCGAGGGCAAGGCGACAGAGAUCAUCUCGAUACCUUGGAAGAGUGCGCAUCCGAUAGGCGCCGAAGAACCGAAGUCUACCGGCGGACCCCCUACUAUUGUCUUGGACCUUGGGAAUGGACAAGAAGUAGAUGCGAACAGGGUUUCUCUGCCAUUGUCAUGGAAGAGGCUGCAAUUCAAGCACGCGACGGCCAAUAACGGAAGGAGAAAGGGCCUCCAGCAGCAUUAUUUAGUGCAGAUCAACCUACUGGGCAAGCAGCAAAACGGCGAGUACGUCAAGAUUGCCGAAGUACACUCUGGGCCCGUUAUUGUUCGUGGCCGUAGCCCGCGGAACUUUGACAGCCGAAAAGAUAUACCUUUGACCGGUGGGGACAAAAAACUUGUGGGAAGAAGCAACAGCGAUGCUUCCGCAACGACCCUCAAAGAAAGCAGCAACAGCAGUGUACCUACUCCUGUACUGAAAUACCAACAACCCCAAGGCAGCGCCCAGCAGCCAGCAGACUGGGCACCGCCGCAGAUGUACCAGGACCCUGGCAGGGGGCCACCUCCGUCGAAGAAAGUGGCCAUGUCGCCGGGAAUCAACCGGCCUCCCAUACCAGCCUGGUCGUCAGAGACAUCGAGGCCGCUGGCCAGAGCAUCGACUUCGAGCUCGGCACCACGGGCUGGGGUUUCUGGUCCCAUCAACCUGUCUCUCUCGGAAGACGAGAGGAGCCCCAACAAGUCCAACUCGGACGUGCAGAGCCCGCAGUUCAGCAAGUCGACGGCGGCCGCAGGGCACCACCUGAGCCAGAGCCCCAAGGAAGAGGACGACUUGCUCUACGAAUACUUUCCACUCAGCGUGGAUGAUUGGAUGCCACCGGUGGAAGCAAUAUACCGACCUCACGUCGUACACCACACCAUCGUACCACCCGAGAUCAAGGCGCAGCAACUGCGCAGUAAGGCAAAGCGAUACUUCACCGCCGAAUCGUGA